Haliotis rufescens (red abalone) is the source of this 1246-nucleotide messenger RNA. RefSeq lists its product as uncharacterized. NCBI's taxonomy places the organism in Eukaryota, Metazoa, Mollusca, Gastropoda, Lepetellida, Haliotidae. Bases 154 to 642 code for a protein of 162 amino acids. The transcript is spliced from 4 exons. The record is from RefSeq and is a predicted model, not a curated record.
UAAGACUGGGGUGUGGAGUGUGUGAUUCGCGGAUAACGCCUUGGUUCUAUGAAACAUACAUCCUACGAUCGAUACAGUAGGCCUUACAGUUAGUGAAGGGCAGAGGCACAGAACUGAAACAGCGGGGCGUUAGGAGCGGGACAUUCCACAAACAUGUGCAAUUUUCUUUGUUUGUUUGUGCUGGUUUGUUUAAUUGGACUUAAUGCAGCCUGGGUUGGACGACCGGACCAGAAAACAAUUGCCUGGGCACCAUCUCGGAGAAGUAUCUAUUGUGUAAAAACAGGACAAGAAUGUCUCCAGACAAGUCAGUGUUGUAGCCCGGGAGACGUGUGUCUGACCAGCACAAAAUAUACCAAAUAUGGAGGUAAGAAGUACACGGCCAGCACCUGCCGAAAUGUCAAAGAGCUGUCCAGGCAUAUGCCACCUUACAAGAAGGCAGGUCAGCAAUGCAAGGACAGCCUCGAGUGUCUUGACCUUUGCUGCCGUGAGGUCAGAGGUCACAGGUACGGCGUGUUCCACGUGUGCGGGAAACCGGAAGACCGGUAUAUGUCCUACAGGUGCAGGACAAACGUGGACGUGCGCAGUGAGAACGAGGUCAUCGACACUUACGGUGGCUACAACAAAAUAGAUCCCUGGGCUUAAAGUCAGCCCUGUUCUGAAGUGGAUGAAUCCUACCUAUAUAUUUGGGUGCCCUGGUGAUAAUGGUCAUGACUCUAUACAUAACACUCUGUAUUCGUUCAUUUUAUAUGAACAUAAAAUAAAAGAUCGAUUGACCAAAUGCUGUUAUUAAGGCUGGUUUCGUGUCAAGAUGUUGGCGAAAGAAAUAUCUAAUUGUUUUCGUUCGCCAUUGAAAUUAUGUAACUCUGGACAUUUUAACGAUUUAACCGUGGCUUUAACAAAGUUUACUUCAAGAAAACAAGCUGCCAUUUGAAGGUUUGGUUACUGCAAAGGUUGUACCAUGAUAUCUUGUAUAGAGGCGCCCUAUAUACGUACGAGAGUGUUCUAUCGAAUGUUAAUGUAUAUUGUGAUGAAUAUUUCAUGAAAGUUUUUAUUUCUUCUCUAUAUUUCACUUUGUAUUCUCUAUCAGUGUUUCAAUUUUAAUAAUCUGGAUUUGAAUAACGUUUUCUGUAAGGAAUCAAUGAAGGGGAGCUAACUGAUGUUGACGUAGACUACAGCGACCAUGUUCGCUUCAUCCAUUAUGUGAAACUGACUCUUAAAAUUUUAUGCAAUACAUGGCGAUUGCCUA